Messenger RNA from Capsicum annuum, 1108 nucleotides. RefSeq names its product nicotinamidase 1. The record is from RefSeq and is a predicted model, not a curated record. The transcript is spliced from 5 exons. Gene Ontology annotation, molecular function: nicotinamidase activity. The coding region runs from base 104 to 841 and encodes 245 amino acids. Lineage: Eukaryota; Viridiplantae; Streptophyta; Magnoliopsida; Solanales; Solanaceae. Gene Ontology annotation, biological process: pyridine nucleotide salvage.
AAUUGGACUAAACUUACAAAACGUAUCAAUCAGUAUUUAUCUCUUAUAAAUAUCAAUCAAACACCCCAUCCUAUUAUUAGAAAAUUGGCAAGAACGGACCAAGAUGGUAAUAACAACAGUAGAUCUUUUGAAGAAUGAAAUUCCAAUAGAGGAGGAAUCAGUGAUCAUCACUGAAGAUGUUAAGGCUGGCCUUGUUCUUGUGGACAUCAUCAAUGGUUUUUGCACUGUUGGUGCUGGAAAUCUGGCACCAAGAGAGCCAAACAGGCAGAUGUCUGAAAUGAUGGAUGAAUCAGCAAGGCUUGCUAGGGUGUUCUGUGACAAGAAAUGGCCAGUUCUUGCUUUUCUUGAUUCACACCAUCCUGACAAACUUGAACACCCUUAUCCAUCUCACUGCAUCACUGGCACUGAUGAAUCCAACUUGGUUCCUGCACUAAGAUGGGUGGAGAAGGAACCAAAUGUAACAAUCAGGCGCAAAGAUUGCUAUGAUGGCUAUAUUGGUUCCUUUCAGGAGGAUGGCUCUAAUGUGUUCGUUGAUUGGGUGAAGAACAACAAAAUUCAACUUCUGUUGGUGGUAGGAGUGUGCACAGACAUUUGUGUGCUGGACUUCAUUUGCUCAACAUUAUCAGCUAAGAACCGCGGUUUCCUCAACCCUUUGGAGGAAGUAGUAGUUUACUCUCAGGGAUGUGCCACCUUUGAUUUUCCUGCCUCCAUGACAAGAAAUACCAAAGAUAUUUCACCACAUCCUCAGGAGCUAAUGCAUCAUGUGGGACUCUAUAUGGCCAAGGGAAGGGGUGCCAGAAUAGCUAGAGAAGUCUCCUUCAACAACUUGAACAAACCAUGAUAUGUUGCAGUAAUUUCUUUGGCAAGGGGUGCAUCGUAUGCUGCAGAUUCUGAUGGUUUCUGUACUCCAAUAGUUCUCUAUGAUUACAAUAAUGCUACAACAUAGUGCGUGUGUAUAUAUACAUAUAAAAAUAAUGAGUUUGGAUAUGCUGUUCUCACUAGAUCAACACAAGAAUACCAAGUUUAACCUGAUGCAUUGUACAAUCAAUAUAUAUAUGUUAUGUAUGCAGUGUCCUUACACUCCUAUAAUAGAAUUGUAGUUUAUCCA